Messenger RNA from Mesorhabditis belari, 324 nucleotides. The record is from the annotation of a GenBank genome assembly. Lineage: Eukaryota; Metazoa; Nematoda; Chromadorea; Rhabditida; Rhabditidae.
AUGAACUAUUAUCUUGCUCUACUUCUUGCGCCAAUUGUCUUCACUCAAAUGGCUCAUCCACGAGGGCAUCAAGGUCAUCGACAAAGCCACGAAUAUUACAGUCACGAGCGACAUGGACAUCACAAUGUCCCUGAAAGAUGUCGAAUCACAAGAGAGAACUCUCAACAACCACAUGGAGCGAUUUGUUUACCGCAAGCAACCACCUAUUAUUUCUACGACAUUCGAGCAGAGGAAUGCCGAUCAGAAAUAAAUUGGAACAGCUGUCAACUACCAUAUCAAUUUUUAUCCAUUCAUGAUUGUGAACAUCAUUGUCGAAGGAGGCAU